AUGUCUGCUCUCUGUGCCCAGAACCGAGCAGGCCUCCAUUCACCUUUCUUCUCAGAGAACAUCAUGGCAAGUGUGGCUGCAGUUCUGACCUGGGCUCUGGCCCUCCUCUCAGUGCUUUCAAUCACCCAGGCACGGAAAGACUUCUGGGACUACUUCAGCCAGAGCAGCAGGGACAAAGGCAGGGUGGAGCAGAUCCAGCAGCAGAAGCUGGCACGGGAGCCCGCGAGCCUGAAAGACAGACUUGAGCCAGACCUCAGCAAUAUGGACAACUUCCUGGAAAAGCUGGGUCCUCUGAACGGGCAGGGGAGGGCGCCUCCCGGGCUCCCAGACGACCCGGUGGGCAUGCGGCAGCAGCUGCAGGAGGAGCUGGAGGAAGUGAGGGAGCGUCUGGAGCCCUACAUGACGGAGGUGCACGAGCGCGUGGGCUGGAACCUGGAGGGGUUACGGCGGCAGCUGCAGCCCUACACUGUGGAGCUGAUGGAGCAGGUGGCCCUGCGCGUGCAGGAGCUGCAGGAGCAGUUGCGCGUGGUAGGAGAGGGCACCAAGGCCCAGCUGCUGGGGGGCGUGGAAGAGGCGCGGAGCCUGCUGCAGGAGCUGCAGAACCGCGUGGCACACCACACUGGCCGCGUCAAGGCGCUCUUCCACCCGUACGCGGAGCGCCUGGUGACCGGCAUCGGGCACCACGUGCAGGAGCUGCACCGCAGCGUGGCGCCGCACGCGGCCGCCAGCCCAGCGCGCCUCAGCCGCUGCGUGCAGGUGCUCUCGCGCAAGCUCACGCUCAAGGCCAAGGCCCUGCACACGCGCAUCCAGCAGAACCUCGACCAGCUGCGCAAAGAGCUCAGCGCCUUUGCUGGCGCCGGUGCUGACGGUGCGGAGGAAGAGGCCCAGCCGGACCCCCAGGUGCUGUCUCAGGAGGUGCGCCAACGACUCCAGGCUUUCCGCCACGACACCUUCCUGCAGAUUGCCGCCUUCACCCGCGCCAUUGACCAAGAGACCGAGCAGGUCCAGCAGCAGCUGGCGCCUCCUCCGCCAGGCCACAGUGCCUUUGCUCCAGAAUUCCUACAAGGGGACCGAGGCAAGGCCCGGAGCGAGCUGCAGGCCCGCCUCGACGACCUGUGGGAAGACAUCAACUACAGCCUUCGCGACCAUAGUCCUGGCCAUCUGGGGGAGCCCUGAGGGUCUACUUGUCCACGUCCCAGAUUCUUGUCUGGGGAGCCCACUAUCUGAGCUUCUAACAUAGCUAUGUCCUUGACAGUGGCCUGUUGGGCAGAGGGUGGAGGGCCCUGCACAGGAUAGCUGAGGUCACCCAAAGGGCUGUUGUCCUAGGCCAUCCAGCCUCCUGCAAUUCCCCCGUCCGGAUGCAUUACAUUCACCAGGCUUUGCAAA
This is a messenger RNA of Physeter macrocephalus (sperm whale), 1386 nucleotides long. It is a transcript of the gene APOA5, whose product is annotated as apolipoprotein A5. Lineage: Eukaryota; Metazoa; Chordata; Mammalia; Artiodactyla; Physeteridae. Gene Ontology annotation, cellular component: extracellular region; high-density lipoprotein particle; blood microparticle. Gene Ontology annotation, biological process: phospholipid efflux; cholesterol homeostasis; positive regulation of fatty acid biosynthetic process. The record is from RefSeq and is a predicted model, not a curated record. Gene Ontology annotation, molecular function: phosphatidylcholine-sterol O-acyltransferase activator activity; phosphatidylcholine binding. The transcript has 4 exons. The coding region runs from base 1 to 1176 and encodes 391 amino acids.